Molecule: messenger RNA, 1996 nt
Organism: Mirounga angustirostris (Northern elephant seal)
Lineage: Eukaryota; Metazoa; Chordata; Mammalia; Carnivora; Phocidae
Gene: DNASE1
Product: deoxyribonuclease 1
Exons: 10
Coding region: 328-1617 (429 amino acids)
Biological process (GO): DNA catabolic process
Cellular component (GO): nucleus
Molecular function (GO): deoxyribonuclease I activity; DNA binding
Source: RefSeq, a predicted model, not a curated record
CGGCCCAGGCGCGCGGCUGGGAGCGUUUCCGGACGGCUAGAGGCGGGAGCGGCUGGGCUGAGGGCGGCGCUCGAGGCCCGAGUGGCCCAAGUGUGCGCGGCGUCCUGCGAAGUCUGCUAAGUGUUGAGGAACAGGCAGGCAGUCACACGAAUGGGAACAGGAAGAUGGUACAGAUUGGAAGACAGUGACAUGGUGGAGGCCUGGGGUUCGCCCCACAGCAGGCUCACCGUUACCAUAUUGUGUGGCUGUGUCCUUGCUGGGCUGAGGUGCUUGCGAGGAUCGACGCCUCCUCACAGGAGUUCACGUGAAGAAAGGAGCUGAUCACCCAUGAACUUGCACAGGCAGAGUCCCUGGCCUGCUUCCGUGGCCCACCAUGACUCCAGUAGUCUUCAGACGACGGGAAACUGGACCGACAAGGCCACCUACCUCUGGGCAGUCUGGCCUUGGCCUGGACUCCUCCCUGGCCUCCUGGGGCCACCUCUGCUUCUGCCCGAGGCCCUGUCCAUGGCCACAGCUGGGUCAAGAUGGCCACUGGUGGCCAGUGCUGCCCUGCUACACUUCCACUCUGAGGCAGGGACACUGAUCCCUGGCUGGCAGCUGUCAUGCAGGCAGCAAGAGGGGAGCCUGGAAAGCCAGCCUUGCAAGAUGAAGACAAUGAAGCUCAAAAUGAGAGUGAAGAUGCGGGGCGCCUGGCUGGCUCAGUCGUUAAGCAUCUGCCUUCAGCUCAGGAUGAGAGGAGCCAGGCUGAUGGGGGCACUGCUCACCCUGGCUGGCCUGCUGCGGGUGGCCCUGUUCCUGAAAAUAGCAGCCUUCAACAUCCGAACUUUUGGGGAGACCAAGAUGUCCAAUGCCACGCUCUCCCACUACAUCGUGCAGAUCCUGAGUCGCUACGACAUUGUUGUCAUCCAGGAGGUCAGAGACAGCCACCUGACAGCCAUGGGGAAGCUGCUGGACAUACUCAAUCGGGAUGACCCCAACACCUAUCAGUUCGUGGUCAGUGAGCCCCUGGGCCGGAACAGCUACAAGGAACAGUACCUCUUCUUGUUCAGACCCAACCAGGUGUCCGUACUGGACAGCUACCAAUAUGACGACGGCUGCGAGCCCUGCGGGAACGACACCUUCAGCCGCGAGCCCACCAUCGUCCUGUUCCACUCCCCGUUCACCGCGGUCCAGGCCUUCGCCAUUAUUCCCCUGCAUGCGGCCCCCUUGGACGCCGUGGCGGAGAUGGACUCGCUCUAUGACGUCUACUUGGAUGUCCGGCAGAAGUGGGACCUGGAGGACAUCAUGCUCAUGGGCGACUUCAAUGCUGGCUGCAGCUACGUGGACCCCUCCCAGUGGGCCUCCAUCCGCCUGCGCACGAACCCGGCCUUCCAGUGGCUGAUUCCUGAUACCGCAGAUACCACGACUACGGCCACGCACUGUGCCUACGACAGGAUCGUGGUGGCAGGAACGCUGCUCCAGCAUGCCAUCGUUCCAGACUCGGCCACCCCCUUUGACUUCCAGGCUGCCUACGGCCUGAGCAGCCAGCUGGUAGGUGUCCUCCCUUAUGUGCUUCAGCUUUGCUGGGACCCCAGGACUUCUGGCAGUCUCUGUAUCAACCUCUGCCACUGGGACUAGCAUGUGGUGUGCGGAGGGGGGGGGGUACCAUGUGCAGAGUGGGCCGUGCACCCGUCCUCACUAUGCGUUUCCCCACAGGCCAAGGCCAUUAGCGACCAUUACCCAGUUGAGGUGAUGCUAAAGACGGUUUGAUGUGACUGGGGCCCGGGCUGGUGACCUCUACCCUCUCCAGCUUGCCUGUCCUCAUGGUAAUUUUCCUCUGAGCACCCUCCCCCACUGUUCCCCGAAGGAAGUAGACCUGGCACUACCUCUGCUUCCAGCAUGAGCAAGGGCCUUGUGGCAACCGAGCUACUCCCUGCCUUUGCAGUCCAGACACAAGUUUACCAUUUAGAGUAACAAAUGCUUUUAAGCUAAAUAAAGCUCAAAGGGGGUGUUGUCA